UAUAAAAGUUGAAAUAUAAAAAAUGCUGAGAUUUCCUUGUCACUUUAACACUUUCUUAGUUAAGGUAAAAUUAUUGUUUACCGGAUAGAAAAUUACUCCAUUUAGAUCUGUCCUUCACGAGCGUGCUCAGAAGCUCUGGUUGGAGAUGACGAGCCUUCGGGAGAAACUGAACAAGGAGAUGGCUCUUUGGAGAAAAGAGAAAGAGGAAUUUCAGCUUUUACGCGAGAAAAGCGAUGCCAUUACAUUUGAAGAAGUAACCGCGGCCGCACGAGCCGCAGCUGUGGCCUAUGCCAUUGAAUCGCCGCUCUCGGGUGAUUUGGGUAACAUCGUUGACAUCACGUCGGAACGAAGCAUCCGGGAACUUGCAAUACUCGAGUACGAGAAGAAUCUCGCAAAGUAUCACGACCGAUAUUCCCUCGAGCAGGCCGAGCAACGUUACAACUCGUAUAGGCGUGUGCUCGCCGACGCCUACAAGCAGAAGCUGUCUGAAGUCGAGCGUCUCUGCGACGAGGAAUUGGAGAACAUACGACAAAACGCGAGCUGCCUAGAGCCAUUCAAGAAGAUUGCGUCGCACUGGUCCAUCGACGAGAACGAUCACGGUGAUUCGCAGCAGCACGACUGCGACGAUCAACACGAAUCCACGGACUCGUCUAAAAUUAUCGAGAUGAAUCCGAGCAACGACUGGUGCAUAUAUGGGAAGAUUGACAACGAGGUCAACAUGAUCCCAGAAAUUCUGUCCGCCCGUUUCAAACUGGAAGAAGCAUUAUUAUAGGAGCUUGUUAUCUUGUUCUCCACCUCGAUUAUUUUUAUUGUUAAUAUUAUUUUGUAAUUAAACGCUGCACAGCUUUAUAAUCGUAAGAAAAUAAGACUAGUGUUCUUUUUUUUGUUUGUAGCUAAUUAAACUGUGGUGACAUCACAGAUAGCACGGCAAUUUGGACCGCGUUCUGGCAGUAAUGAAGGCAAUUAAACUUAAUUUUUAUGAACUCAUAUUUCAGAUACGUACGUUAGAUAUACAUAUAUAAAUAUCAACUGUUAAACACUUUUAGUGUAAAUUUUGUUAUAUUUUACAAUUGGUAUUUGAGAUUAUUAUAUAUUUAUCUGAACCAAUGACAUAUUCAAAUUUUGUGUCGUAAUAUAUAUUAUAAAUAAAAUGUUGGUUCUUU
Messenger RNA from Solenopsis invicta (red fire ant), 1163 nucleotides. RefSeq lists its product as uncharacterized. NCBI's taxonomy places the organism in Eukaryota, Metazoa, Arthropoda, Insecta, Hymenoptera, Formicidae. The transcript is spliced from 2 exons. Bases 146 to 772 code for a protein of 208 amino acids. The record is from RefSeq and is a predicted model, not a curated record.